AUGGGUUACUACUACACCAGUACAUUUGCUGCUGCAUCGCUAAUGGCGACGGUCCUUGUCCUCCUAGUCGGCGGGGGGCAUUUGCACACUUCCUUUGGAGCUCCAAUUUGCGGCGACACUCCGGCGCCCGAUCAGUCCACGUUCGCUGGUUAUGCACAAGGGCUUCUUGACAUUCUGGUGGAGGAGACGGCGAGCUGGGUCCCGGAAAAGUUCACCUAUAGCACCACGGUUCCAAGAAAUGGAGGUCCUGGUUCCGCUUCAGGCUUUGGCACCUGUGUUGAUCAAGGACACAAAACUGCCGUGGAUUGCAGGAAAUGUCUCUUUCAACUGCAGCCGCAGUUGGAGACAUGCCUAUACACUUCUUCGACCGGAGGAGCUAGCUAUGAAGGAAGGUGCAUGAUUCAGUUCUGGCAAAAUUACUAG
Molecule: messenger RNA, 423 nt
Organism: Linum trigynum
Lineage: Eukaryota; Viridiplantae; Streptophyta; Magnoliopsida; Malpighiales; Linaceae
Source: the annotation of a GenBank genome assembly